AGGAAAAAGUUAAUAUUGUGAGUUAAUUGACUUUUACGUAAGUCAUCUCUUUCAGUAAUUGUAGCGGCCUAGCGAAUAUUCACUGCUGAUCAGUUUGAGGACUAAAUUGUUGAGACGACGUCAUCGGUCGAGACCCUGAAGGAUGACUCGACCUUUGACAUCGGUCACCUGCUAUCACGUGAUGUAAACAAAAUGGCGUCGUGGGACAAGCUCUAUCCAGAGUUGCAAAAGUAUUUUACUCAGUAUGCACUGCCAAUUACUGUGUCUGCAGCCACAAUCGGAGUUAUUUUCUUUCUGAAGCGUUUUGGCAUUAUAUACCAGUAUUUUCAUAAGGCAGAUGAGACUUCAACAAGACAUGGAGGAGAACUGGUGGCCCAGGUUUUAAAGGAACAUAAUAUAAAACAUGUAUUUACGCUAGUUGGAGGACAUAUAUCACCUAUACUUGUAGCUUGUGAGAAGAUUGGUAUUAAAGUUAUAGAUACAAGACAUGAGGUAACUGCAGCUUUUGCUGCUGAUGCAGUAGCACGAAUGUCUGGUACUGUUGGUGUUUGUGCUGUGACAGCUGGCCCCGGUUUAACGAAUACUGUAACAGCUAUCAAAAAUGCUCAGAUGGCUGAAUCGCCUGUGUUACUUUUAGGUGGAGCAGCAGCUACAUUACUAAAGGGAAGAGGAGCUCUACAAGAUAUUGAUCAGAUGUCAUUAUUUAAACCACUGUGUAAAUUCUGUGCUACUGUUACUACUGUUAGAGAUAUAGUACCUACAAUACGUCAAGCUUUACAGGAAGCCCAAUCUAAUACACCAGGACCAGUAUUUGUAGAAUUACCUAUAGAUGUUUUAUAUAAUUACAAAUUAGUUCAAGAUCAAAUGGGUAUAAAGGGUUCAGGAAAAGGCAUUGUAGAUAAAAUUGUUCAGUGGUAUCUAAGAAAUCAUUUAGCAAAUUUAUUUUCUGGAGCCUGGGAACCUAGACCAACAGGACCAUUGCCAGUUAAGCAACCCAUGGCCAGUAGAUCUCAGGUAAAACAGUGUAGUGAGUUAGUGUCUAGAUCCAGGAAGCCUGUUGUAUUAGUUGGUAGUCAAGCUACAUUACCACCUACAGAUGUCAAUGAUCUAAGAUCAGCACUGGAGAGUAUGGGUAUACCAUGUUUUUUGGGUGGUAUGUCUCGUGGUUUACUAGGUAGGUACAGUAAAAUACAGUGUCGACAGAAACGGCGUGAUGCACUACGUGAAGCAGAUUUAGUUAUUUUAGCUGGGUCUGUAUGUGAUUUUAGAUUAAACUAUGGCCGGGUGUUAAGUCGUAAAUCAAAGAUUAUUGCUGUUAAUAGGGAUUAUGAUCAAUUACAUAAGAAUUCUGAUAUGUUCUGGAAGCCUACUGUUGGUGUACAGGGUGAUGUGGCUAGUUUUGUUGUAGAAUUACAGGCAGAAUUAGGUGAUAAUUAUAAAUGUGAUCAAGAUUGGGUUAAACAGCUUACUGUACGUGAUGAUGAAAAAGAAAAGGCCAAUAGAGCUAAAGCUGAGGAAAGUACCGAUCAACAUUUAAAUCCAUUAAAAGUUCUACAGAUAGUAGAAGAAGUAAUGUCUGAUAAUACUAUUAUGGUUGCUGAUGGUGGAGAUUUUGUAGCUACAGCUGCUUAUAUACUCAGACCAAGAGGGCCCUUAAGAUGGCUAGAUCCUGGGGCAUUUGGUACAUUAGGUGUUGGAGGAGGGUUUGCUUUAGGAGCUAAAUUAUGUCGUCCUGAUGCUGAUGUAUGGAUUAUAUAUGGAGAUGGUACUGUUGGUUAUAGUAUAGCUGAAUAUGAUACAUUUACUAGACAUAAGUUACCAGUUAUAUCUGUUGUUGGUAAUGAUGCUGGUUGGACACAGAUAGAAAGAGAUCAAGUACCUUUAUUACAUAGUGAUGUAGCUUGUAAAUUAGCUUUUACUGAUUAUGACAAAGUAGCAGAAGGAUAUGGGGGUAAAGGUUACCGUCUGGAUAGUACCAACGAAGAUAGAAUCAAAGAAGUUCUACAAGAAGCUCUGAAGGAAAGUCAAAAUGGAAAUGCUGUAUUAAUUAAUACAUUGAUUGGAAAAACUAAUUUUAGAGAAGGCAGUAUAUCGAUUUAAAUGAGUGACAGUAGUAACUUCAAGAUGGCCAAUAAAAAUCAAUUAAACAAAUAAAUUUUGAAUGAAAUGUGAUCGUUUCAAUUUUGCAAAAAUCUAGCUUUUAAAGAUAUCUACUUUUUGCAUGGUUUCAGUUGCUUGGUUGUAACUAGCAACUUAAAUUAUUGUUUUGAUUUUGAAAAUACAUAUGAUCUAAAAUAGUAUGCACCUGUGUGUGAAAAGGGUUAAUGAUAGUGAACAUUCUCGAUUUGUAUAACAUUGCUUCUUUGUAAACAUCCUCUACUUUCACAUUAAUUAAUGAAAUGUUUUACAUAAAUUCUUACGCAAUUCAAUCAUAUCAAUAUUAUUCAUAUUAUUUAUCUAAUUUGCAGGAAAUAUAACAUUUAUUAUUUAUGAUUAUUUUUUUUUAGUUGUUUUUUUGUUAUUUAAAAAGAAAAACAUGCAAAUUUGUUAUGUUUAAUUUUUCUACCAUUUUGUAUUUGUUUCUUUAGUAUUUUUGCUUUAAUAUUCCAAGUAUCAAUAAUAUUAAUGAUUUUAUUGUUUGUAUAAUUAAAUUUGUUCAGAAUUUAUGCCAUGUUUAGCAAUAUAUACUGAGACACAAGGAAAAACAUGCCACUGAGUUGACUCAAAAUGUUAGUUAGACAUAUAGUUGACAUGAUCUUGGGCUGGACAUUUAUCAACAAAGAAAACCAACAACAAUGUCAACAACCUACGGAGGCCUAUAGUGAAAGUAGGCACAAUCAGCAAAAACAGUGUAGUCGACAAUGAAGCAUUGUCAGCAUUGACAAAACCAUGUGGACUCCUCACUUUAGCACCAGUAUGGAAAGUUUGAAGUAAUAUAAUUUUAUUAUUUUCGAACACAAUUUCUAUAUUUAGCCUUAUAAUAUUAUCAUGUUAUAAAUUUACUGUAUCUCUAAAGAUUAUUAAUAAAUAUAUCUGUUGAAUUCUU
Molecule: messenger RNA, 3046 nt
Organism: Patella vulgata (common limpet)
Lineage: Eukaryota; Metazoa; Mollusca; Gastropoda; Patellidae
Product: 2-hydroxyacyl-CoA lyase 2
Exons: 16
Coding region: 193-2100 (635 amino acids)
Biological process (GO): L-valine biosynthetic process
Cellular component (GO): acetolactate synthase complex
Molecular function (GO): flavin adenine dinucleotide binding; magnesium ion binding; acetolactate synthase activity
Source: RefSeq, a predicted model, not a curated record